AUGCCAGGGGGUCGUAGGGGACUUGUGGCCCCGCAGAAUACAUUUCUUGAAAAUAUUAUUAGAAGAUCAAAUUCACAACCCGAUAGCAGUUUCUUAUUAGCAAAUGCACAAAUUGUUGAUUUUCCAAUUGUCUAUUGCAAUGAAUCAUUUUGUAAAAUAUCUGGUUACAAUCGUGCCGAAGUUAUGCAAAAAUCAUGUCGUUGUACAUUUAUGUUUGGUGAACUCACUGAUAAGGAAACAAUUACUCGAGUCGAUCAAGCAUUGGAACGACAAAUGCAUGACCAAUUUGAAAUAUUAUUAUAUAAAAAGAAUAAAACACCAUUAUGGUUACUGUUACAAAUUGCACCGAUUAAAAAUGAAAGGGAUUUGGUUGUGUUAUUUUUACUUACGUUUAGAGAUAUUACAGCACUUAAACAACCAAUUGAAACAGAUGAUGUUAAAGGCGGAUUAUCAAAAUUUGCUAAGUUGGCACGAUCGGUAACUCGGAGUCGAUCUGUGUUGGUAUCACAAUUUUCAUCACAUUUACCAAAUUUAAAGGAUAAUACAAAGCAAUCACAUUUAGCACAUAUGAUGAGUUUAAGUGCUGAUAUAAUGCCACAAUAUCGACAAGAAGCGCCAAAAACACCGCCACAUAUAUUAUUACAUUAUUGUGCAUUUAAAGCAAUCUGGGAUUGGAUUAUUUUAUGUUUAACAUUUUAUACAGCGAUUAUGGUACCAUAUAAUGUCGCAUUCAAAAAUAAAACGUCAGAAGAUGUGUCAUUAUUAGUUGUUGAUUCAAUUGUUGAUGUUAUCUUCUUUAUAGAUAUUGUUUUAAAUUUUCAUACAACAUUUGUUGGACCAGGUGGUGAAGUUGUUUCUGAUCCAAAAGUUAUACGUAUGAAUUAUUUAAAAAGUUGGUUUAUUAUUGAUUUAUUAUCUUGUUUACCGUAUGACGUAUUUAAUGCCUUUGAUCAUGACGAAGAUGGUAUAGGUAGUUUGUUUAGUGCAUUAAAAGUUGUACGAUUAUUACGAUUAGGACGUGUUGUUCGUAAAUUAGACCGUUAUCUAGAAUAUGGUGCCGCAAUGUUAAUACUAUUAUUAUGUUUUUAUAUGCUGGUUGCACAUUGGUUAGCAUGCAUUUGGUAUUCAAUUGGACGUUCAGAUGCUGAUAAUGGUGUACAAUAUUCAUGGUUGUGGAAAUUAGCGAAUGUUACACAAAGUCCAUACUCAUAUAUAUGGUCAAAUGAUUCAAAUAGUCCUGAAUUAAUAAAUGGUCCAUCACGUAAAACAAUGUAUGUUACAGCAUUGUAUUUUACAAUGACAUGUAUGACAUCAGUGGGUUUUGGUAAUGUGGCCGCGGAAACAGACAAUGAGAAGAUCUUUACUAUCUGUAUGAUGAUAAUUGCAGCCUUAUUAUACGCAACGAUAUUUGGUCAUGUAACAACAAUCAUACAACAAAUGACAUCAGCAACAGCUAAAUAUCAUGAUAUGUUAAAUAAUGUGCGUGAAUUUAUGAAAUUACAUGAAGUACCAAAAGCAUUAUCAGAACGUGUUAUGGAUUAUGUGGUGUCCACAUGGGCAAUGACUAAGGGUCUUGAUACAGAUAAGGUAUUAAAUUAUUGUCCAAAAGAUAUGAAAGCAGAUAUUUGUGUACAUUUAAAUCGUAAAGUAUUUAAUGAACAUCCAGCAUUUCGUUUAGCAUCUGAUGGUUGUUUACGUGCAUUAGCCAUGCAUUUUACCAUGUCUCACUCAGCACCUGGUGAUUUAUUAUUUCAUACUGGUGAAUCAAUUGAUUCAUUAUGUUUUAUUGUUACUGGAUCAUUAGAAGUAAUACAAGAUGAUGAAGUAGUUGCGAUAUUAGGUAAGGGUGAUGUAUUUGGUGAUUCAUUUUGGAAAGAACACGCUGUUGGACAAUCGGCAGCAAAUGUACGUGCAUUAACAUAUUGUGAUUUACAUACAAUAAAACGUGAUAAAUUAUUAGAAGUAUUAGAUUUUUAUCAAGCAUUUGCAAAUAGUUUUGCUAGAAAUUUAGUAUUAACAUAUAAUUUAAGACAUCGUUUAAUAUUUCGUAAAGUUGCCGAUGUAAGACGAGAAAAAGAAUUAGCUGAACGACGUAAAAAUGAACCGCAAUUAGAUCAAACACAAGAUCAUUUAGUUAGAAAAAUAUUUUCAAAAUUUCGACGUGAUCGUGCAUUACACACGCCAUCAAUUCAACCGAAUCCAGCAAUUACAGCUGGUGAUCAUAAAAAUGAUAUCGAAAAAGGUGCAGAUGGUACAGAUGAGAAAAAAGUAUUACAAACAACAAAAUUAUCAUCAGUUAUCGAAAAAGAUGGCCAAUCUGAUGGCGGUGGUGGGGGUUCAUUAAUAACAGUGACAUCGACAAAAAGUUCAAGACCAACUACAGUGCGAACAAGUAAGUGGGGGCGAUUAUUAGGUUCAUCAAGUUUAGAUUCUAGUUCGGAAUGUUCAUCACAACCAACACCAGCAUUCACACGUAGUUUAAGUGCACGUGAUCCUUCAAAAGAUCAUCAUCAACGACCGUCAUCAUCAUCAUCUUCAUCAACAACGAUAGCCACUACGUCAUCUGUUUCAACGACACAUACAACAACUGCAACAGGUGGUUCAGGGAAUAAAAUAUUCCCAAAAUUACAAAAAAUGGCAACUACCACAUCCAUAUCAGGUGUUGGCAUAACCCGUCAAGACACAAUAGAAGAAAUUGUUGAAGUGGAUGAUCGUGAACAUAGACAACGUCAAAUGAGUUUACGUAAAGUAGACAGCUAUGAUGGUGGCUUACGUACAACAGAUCCAUUAGCAUUGUUAUAUGCAAGUCGACAAAUACCAGCUGAUGUGACAGAAUAUAAAGAAAUUAUGAAUAAUAUUAUGGACUUUAAAAUUGAUGUGAAGUUAGAAAUACAACGAUUAAAUCAAAGAAUGGAACGUAUGGAAGAGUUAUUAAGUGAUUUAUGUGUUAAAAUAACAAAUUCAACUUUAGGUGGUGGUGGUUCUAUGUCACAAUCACCUCAAGGUGAAUCUGAUCAAGAAAAAUCCGUCCGACUUCGGUCAUCAUCGUAUACAAUUGAUAAAACUGCUGCUGGUGGUGGAGCAUCUACAACAAGUACUGGUGGUGAUUGUGGUACUGGUUUAGGUCCAAUUAUACUUAAAAAACGUCGCGCAAAAAGUCGAACAAAAGGUGUUGCUCCAAGGGUACCAACAACACCUACUGAUGCAACAACUGCAGGAACAACGAUAGGAAGUAGUACCGUUGGUGGAGGUGAUGGAACAUUGACACCAACAGAUGAAACAAAUGUCAUAUCAUCUAGACGUAUACACAAAGAAUAAAUAAAUAAUAAAUUAACAUGUCUUCGUUGAAUCGCGUCGUAUCAAGGGCUUUGCAACAAUCAAUAAUAAUGAAACGAUUAAUUGAUUGAUUGAUUACG
Molecule: messenger RNA, 3416 nt
Organism: Chrysoperla carnea
Lineage: Eukaryota; Metazoa; Arthropoda; Insecta; Neuroptera; Chrysopidae
Gene: eag
Product: potassium voltage-gated channel protein eag
Exons: 11
Coding region: 1-3318 (1105 amino acids)
Biological process (GO): potassium ion transmembrane transport; regulation of membrane potential
Cellular component (GO): membrane
Molecular function (GO): voltage-gated potassium channel activity
Source: RefSeq, a predicted model, not a curated record